AUGAUAUAAUUUUGGAACGCCACUUGUAAAAAGCCCAUUGAACCAGUCGGUGUUGAGUAUAAAUGAUAAGUUUAAUAGUGAGACUGUGAAAUGAUGAUAAAAAUUGUGCUUUUGGUUUUGAGUGCUGGUUUGUGUACGUGCGAAGAGCCGGGCAAUCCAUGGCGCAUAGCAUUCUACCCGAAUUCGAUACCAAAGGGAGAAUAUGGUGCACCACCGUUGCCAACAUCAUCGGUCGAAAUUUCACGUGAAAAUAUCGAACUUGCUGGGCACUUGGUCGAAAUUACCAAUGCACAACACCAUGGAUAUUCGCCAUCACAUGCAUCGUAUCAUUUUAGACGACCAAAGUUAUCUUCUGUUAUAUUUUUGCCAAACGAAACUCCGGCACAACCAUUCCGCGCUCCUUUAUUGACUGGUGAAGUAUUCCCGAGUCCAAGGCAAUCAAGCAGAAUAGUCAAUCAACAAACGGCAUUCCGUCCAACUCAAUCGCAAUCUCAAGCUUUCAAACAACCUAGUUCAUCAUCGCCUCCCGGUGAAUAUGGUCCACCACCACAAACAUAUGGCCCCCCUCCAACAAAAAGUCCUCAGUCAACAUAUGGUCCACCUCCAAGUUCAUAUGGUCCUCCGACAACUUCCUAUCCUUAUCCACCAGCUGUUCCAUCAAGUCCACCAUCUCCACCUCCUCCGCCAGUCCAUGAAGUGGUAAAUGAGACACCAUUCGUAAAUAAUGAUGAUGAUGAAGACACCACUGAUCCAACCGUCAUUGCUGUUGCUAAUGCAAGUGGUCAAUACUACAUUCUUGGAAAGGAUAACACCCUUCAACGUGUCGCCUAUGAAACCGUACGCACCGACGACGAUAACAAAUAUGGUGGUUUCACAGCUCGUUUGCGUUAUUCACCCGUCGAACCGAUUCGUGAUCCAAUUUACGGCUACGACGAUCAGGGUCACUUGGUACGAAUUUACAACAAAAAAUGAGAGAUGCCGAUUCUGUACACCACAUUUUACGUAUAAGUAAUUAAAUAUUUCGAAUAUCUUCACGAUUGUGUGCGGAUUACUCUCUCUCUCUCGCAUUGUAUGAACCGAGCAUCGAAGUGAAUGAAGAAUUUGUUUGCUCUUGUUAAACCACAUUCUUUAAUUAGUAUUUUGAAUUUCCAUCCAUAAAUUUAUGGUUGUAAAACAACCAAGUGAAAUUUAUCCUUGUAUUGCAAAAAUGUACCGUCGUUCGUGUGAUAGAGCUUGUAUUGUUCAAAUUAUACUUUAAAUAUAUGAACUUGAGGCAAAAUUCGGAAGAAGUUCAAACUAAGUCGAUUUAAGCGAAGCCCUAUGUGCACAUAAAUACUCUCCAAUCUCACUUGAAUGGUUGAUAUCAUAGUUAUCCGGUGUAUAUGUAUAUAUGCUUAAAUCCAUUUCCUAUUAAAAACUGUUUCCUCCAAAUACGUUAACAAGUAUAAUAUCACGACUAAUAAAUGCAUCCGUGUAUUGAAGAGAUAGUAACCAG
Sitodiplosis mosellana (orange wheat blossom midge) is the source of this 1495-nucleotide messenger RNA. RefSeq lists its product as uncharacterized. The transcript has 2 exons. The record is from RefSeq and is a predicted model, not a curated record. The coding region runs from base 91 to 972 and encodes 293 amino acids. NCBI's taxonomy places the organism in Eukaryota, Metazoa, Arthropoda, Insecta, Diptera, Cecidomyiidae.